This is a messenger RNA of Bradysia coprophila, 471 nucleotides long. RefSeq lists its product as uncharacterized. NCBI's taxonomy places the organism in Eukaryota, Metazoa, Arthropoda, Insecta, Diptera, Sciaridae. The record is from RefSeq and is a predicted model, not a curated record.
AUGACUGAGAUCAAGAACUUACUGACCAGCGUUUCGGAGUUGGAGGAAAAGAAACCCGAUUUACCCACGAACAAGCUGUAUUCGUUGAUAGAUAAAUCGAAAGCAGAGGCAGUAAGAGACGGCGCUCUGCUGGAAAUUAGCGAUUCCGACAGCGACAACGAUGACAUUAAAACUUCAAAGAUAAAACCACUUUCGAAGAAGCAGAAAACUGAUAAGUCACCAGAAGACGAAAAAUCGAAUUCGUCAAAAUCUGACGGUCGCAUAACAAACCCGAAGAAGGACCUCGUUUUCUAUCUUGAGAAAAAGUCGAAGGUCGACAUCGAAUUGCGAAAAAAAGAGAUUGAAGUCCGAGAAAUGGAAGCUGUCAAUAAGGCUGCCGAGUUAAAAAUAUUGGAAGCCAAAGCAGCAGCAGAGGUGGAAGAGCGUAAACGGAUUAACGAUUUUUUUAUAAAAAUGGCAUCGCGCGAAUGA